Molecule: messenger RNA, 1148 nt
Organism: Spodoptera exigua (beet armyworm)
Lineage: Eukaryota; Metazoa; Arthropoda; Insecta; Lepidoptera; Noctuidae
Source: the annotation of a GenBank genome assembly
CAUUUCCACAGCAUAGUAUAAUUAUAACAAUUUAGCUUAAUUUUGUUAUAUUUAGUAAGAUUUGUAUUAAAUAAUUAUUAAAAAUGUUAGGAAAACAUAACAGUAGGGGAACAAAAACAAGCGUCUUUCGCUUUUGUGUUAGUAACUGAAAUGUUUCUGCAGGGUCGUGUUAUAAUUGUUUGGUUAUCUUGGCUUAUUGGAGGUAUUUGCGGAGUUGUUAUUUUGUUAGUUAUAAUUUGUUACUGCCGCCUAAUGCCGCGUCAUCAGAAAUCGUUUGAUGAACAAUACCUUAAGGAAAACUAUGCUAUCAAAGAAAAUCAUGCAUAUACUAGUCAGGAAAAUUAUAGAAUGAAACAUGCUGAGGUUCAAAUCCAGCGCCAUACAAGGCCGGUCAGCUACGCUGGAGAUGCUGAGUGUAGGGGGGCACGGGAAGCGCGCCACCCACCACAAUGCUAUGUCAACCGAGUUCCAGACACCAGGGAACAAUGCAUGCAAUAUGCCUCAAGCAGCAUGCUAGACGAAAUAGAUAGUGCGGCGAACAUCGACGCACUGAAGACUAGAUCGCUACCAGCGUUUCUUAGGCCCAAACCAAGACCACUCUCCACCGAAGAUGACCUGCAGCAGCUGUACGCUAAAGUAAAUCUUAGCAAGAAAUACAAGAAUCGUAUGCGCAACGAACACGCCGCCAUCAUAGCACUCAGUAAGUCACACAGCCAGUUCUUUGACGCCGACGCCGUCAUAGUCUAUGACCAACGAACAGCGCUUUAAAUAACGGCAUUCCUAAUUAAAAAUGUAUUCAAACAUGUUUAGUCUGUCGCUUCAAUGUGUUUCUUUAAGACGAGUUUAGAUUGUUGUAUGAUGCUUCGAUGGUAACUAUUCCCAGAAGGAAUUGUUUUGUAUAUCUGGCCACAAUCCGAAAAUGUGUGGGCUUAGUUUGAAACAAUACUCUCAAUAUCUAAAAGUAACGAUGUGAACGCACUAGUUGUAAAAAUAAUAUACAAAUGACAGCAUCGUCGCCUACCACCAGGCGAGAAAGUGGAGAAAUACCGACCAUUCACAUAAAAAAUUAAGGCAUAGCUACCAACAAAGCCCAUAAAAAGAUACGGCCCCCAAAUAUACUGCACCUAUGGACCCGUAACACAGAUAGG